Molecule: messenger RNA, 3630 nt
Organism: Sorghum bicolor (sorghum)
Lineage: Eukaryota; Viridiplantae; Streptophyta; Magnoliopsida; Poales; Poaceae
Product: small glutamine-rich tetratricopeptide repeat-containing protein 2
Exons: 5
Coding region: 53-811 (252 amino acids)
Molecular function (GO): protein binding
Source: RefSeq, a predicted model, not a curated record
CCCACAGAAAAGCAUAAAGCUCCCUCAUCCAGAGACCAGAGGCCACGCGGCGAUGGCGAUGGCGGUGGCGCGGGUGACUAGCCUCGGCCUCGCCUGCGCUCCCCGACAGGCGCAGCAUCGCCGCCGCCGCCAUAGCCUUCCCCCGCCGCGCGCUUUGGGUGCGGUGGAGGUGCGGGUCUGCACGAACCGCACAUGCGCGCGGCAGGGCGGGCGCGACGUCCUGGCUGCGCUCGUGGGCCUCGCGCCGCCGCCGGUCGACGUGGCCUCCUGCGGUUGCCUCGGGCGCUGCGGCGCUGGGCCCAACGUCGCGGCGUCCGUCGCUGGGAGCGCCGCGGUGUUCCGCCACGUGGGCACGGCGGCGCGCGGCGCGCAGCUACUGGAACACCUCCUCGGCCCCGCGGAGUUCGACGCGGCCCUAGGGCUCACCGCGCUGGCCACGAGGGAGAAGGCGGAGGCUGCCCUCGAGAAGGGAAACGCGGAUGAAGCGGAAGCCCUUCUGACCGAGGUUAUUGGGUUCAAUGCUUGUGGCGGUCUGCAUUUGGUGUACAGGAGCAGGUCUAAGGCGAGAUUGGCAAUGGGGGAUAUCUCUGGUGCACUUGAGGACGCUGAGGAAGCAAUAAGAAUAGCUCCCAGAUUUCCUCAGGCUCACUUAUUGCGAGGCGACGCACUUUUUGCAAUGGGUGAAUAUUCUGUUGCGGAAGAUGCCUAUGCACAUGCCUUGGAUAUUGAUCCAUCUAUUCGCCGGUCCAAGUCUUUCAGGGCCCGUGUGGAAAGGCUACGAGAGAAGCUUGUUGGUGCCAAUAAUCCGUAGUUCAUUUUGAAGCUUCCUUUCCAUCAGAAGUUCCAUCCACAAGUAAUGUAGAUAUGCUCUUGGUAGGUCUGAACUGCUCGAUGCAAUAUCUGGAAGUAGAAUACAUAGAUAGCUGCAUCCCUUUUGGUUAGCAGUGUCCUCUUUAAUUUUGUUGUCAAGCUGAUAUUUGCAAUAAAAGGGAUGAUGAGAUUAAUAUGUUGGCAAAUUGCAAUGAUUUCCAUUUUGGGGAUUUUUUAAUAUAAGAUGUUGAUGAUUGAACAGGUGAAGGUAGUAAUGCUCAUGCACUUUGCAAGCCACUGGUAAGGAAUUGAUUGUUGCCAUCCAACAGUUCAUAUGAAUGUAGGGCUUUGUUGUUUUUCCCACCUGAACUACACUAUGAUCUAGAAACUUAGAAUAGUCUAAUGGAUUUUGUUGUAUAUUUGUGCCUGACAACAUAAGCUACUGAUUUGCAAACCAUGCUAGUAUGUAUUGAGAUUUGAGAGCUAUUCACAUUUCAGAAAAUUGUUUGGUUGCACUCUCUGUUGAUAUGAUCUUGGCAUUCUCAUUUGAUUAGCAUUUAUUUAUUUAUUUGCAUUGAUAAAUGGGAAAUUUGGAAUACCUCUAAGGAUUUAAUGUUAAGCAUGUAUUAAAAAACCUGACCCCACUCCCUAUUCAUUCAUUGCACCAUCAUAUUUGAUUAAUGGGAAAACAAUAUACAGGAUACCUAACAACCUCUUGGAGUUCAUACACAUUCUCUUGGUUUUCUUUUUUCAGACUCAAAUCAUCAUUUUCCGAUAUCCUAUCAAUUGCCUCACUUCCGUAGGAGGGACUAACCUUGUGUCAUGAUUUCAAUAAUAGUUAUUCUCACCCUCUGUUCUCUUUUUUUAAAAAAUUCUUAUGGAACAUAUAAAGUUAUCCGCAUUUGCGUUAGCAGGGCUUCUGGAAUUUUGUAAUGAUUUCAUUGGGACUGAUAAGAACAAACUACUAAGUUUCAACUACAUGUGCUCUAAAGGUGACGGCAAUGCAACAUGGUUUAGCUGAUAUGUUCAUCUGUCUUGGAUUCAUACUGAACAGAUGCUAUCACAAUAUGUUAGGUAAGUAUUUCCAUGCUUUGACACUCCAUGUGAUGAAAGUUUAGUAUCAAAUCAAGUAAUCCUGUAGCCUCAUUUGUUUGCAUUUUGAUAUUCUGAUUUUUAUACAUAGUUUCUGGGAAAAGUUGCAGUUUCUGGCCCCUUUGGGUGUUAUUCUGUGUAGUGGUAGCUUUUUAAGUCCUGUUAGAUGUCAUAAUCUAGGAGGAUUAUUCCAAGUUUUGGUUGAAUUAAAAUGGUGCCUUCUCCCUUGACCUAACCAAAGAAAGAAAAAUGUUUUAACCAAGGCUUGUGAUCUGACUAAGUUUAGCAUACACAUGUGGUACACAUGUUGGCAGCAGAUGGCUUGUGCUCAUUUUAAGGACAUCAGGGUGUGCUGGCAUCUGAAAAUGGCCUUUCCCUCUUUUCGUGGUGUGGCUUUCUGAAGUUACAGCUAACUGCUGCACACAUACAUCAUGAGAAUUUGUGUAACAUCCUUCUCUGCCAGUUUACUUUUUGUUGGCGCUGUGGUUGGUACUACUGUUGGUAUUCUGACAUAACAUUACUUGGUGUGUUAGUUAAUACAUAAAAUUGUCCAAUGCUAUUAAACAUAAAGAAUUGCUGGUCUUUUUAACUUACAAAAAGCAGUUUACUGUAGCAUGCUCAAAUAAUGGUUUCUCCAAGCUUGGUCUCUUAAGCUUUCUCUGAACAUAUAAAGGGAAAGAGGGAAGAACUGGACUGAUAAGGAGAAAAUAUGAUGGAGAUCACUAGUUAAAAACACAUUUAGCAAAUCUAAUAGCCAAGCAUUUACAGAGCAGCAUUGAGCAUUGGUUUUGUAGGAUUCAAAUUGUAGCAGCUGCUUGAUGCCUGACCUUUUCUAUUUCUUUCUCUCUUUUAGGUAAUUAGGUGUUAUAUCCACUAUUUUAUUUUUUGUUUAUGAAGGUAUGAUUGUUCCUAUCAAGUUUUAUCUUCAUAUCUGAGUGCUGACCAGCGUGGACCCCAUGUGUAUCCCACAUAAAGGAAUCAAUACCUUUUGCACCCGUAUUUUUGGGAAGAUAGCUCUUUUUGUCCCCAAAGUCAGUUGGCGUAUAUAUUUUUUUUAUAUAGAAACAAUGAUACGGGUCUACAUACGCUCCACAACAUUGAAGUCUGAGCUUGCAAUUCUGGUCUUCAAAGCUGACCAGACCAAUUUGGCCUGGCUGCCAGCAAAUUGCCACCUUGCUGAGAUUCCACGCCAGCUUUAGAGAUAGGGAAACUAAUUUUUUCUUCGUACCACAAUUAUUUUGGGGCCAUCACCUGGAUUGGUUUAAGCACAUGCAGGAUGAUGAGAACAUUCCUAGCAUGCUAUAUUGUUAUAAAAUUUUAAAAGGGUGGGAACAUUAGCUGUUCUGAUUGUGAUGUUCGGCUGAUUGGCUGCCCGUGUGAUGCAGUGUACAGAAAGAAAGCUUAUAUGGAUAACGUUGCUGAACUCGCACAUUGUCUGCUAUGAUUUGGUAAAGGUUAGUCAUAAAAGAAGACGACGACGACAACAACAACAACAACAAAGUCUUUUAACAAAUUGGGGUAGGCUAGAGUUGAAGCCCAAUAUGAGCCUCUAGUUACGGUUUAUGCAUGUCAAUAGCUGUUUUCCAAGCACUCCUAUCUAAACAAAGAUCUCUAUGUAUAUCUUAAUCCUUUAAAUCUCUUUUUAUUGUCUCCCCUAUGUCAUCUUCGAUCUUCCUCACAUGUACCGUUUAUGAUCAUAUGAUGCAGUCGUAUCAAAACCGGCCAUUA